AAUAAUAAUAAACUGGGAAGCGAACUUGAGACUCCGGAGUUGGCUUGGGACGUCCUACUUCCAACGAAACCAAGGGCAUUUGACUGCAAAUUCCUGAAAUUCCUGUGCUUCUAUUGUUUUUCUGAAAUGGGUUACAUACAAGAAGCUCGAGAGAAUCAUGUGAAGAAGAAAGUAGAGGAAGCUUUGCGCAGCAAAAUGAAGCAGAAGGCGUUGAAGGAGUGCGAUCAUUUCGCUUCGAAAUAUGCUGAAUGCGCCUAUGGCAGAACGUUAUCCGUCGUUUUCAAGUGUCGUACUCAAGCUAAAGAAUUGAACAAUUGCCUUCACCUAUACACUAAUGAAUCCGUGUUGGAAGAGAUGAAGCGGGAAUAUGCACUUCAACACGAUGGGAAGCCAUGAGAAAGAGUAGUAUUAUGUGUCAAUCGACUCAGGUAAAUCGUUACCAGGAAUGAGUUGCCUUCGAGAAUAUAAUUAUUGCCAAAUACUAAAGUUCCCUUCCAUCUGCCAUUUAGGAUCUCCUCAUUGUUAGACUGGAGAGAGCCAUAGUCUGAUUUAUGGAUUUCAUCGUUCGUCUUACUUGGAGUGUAAGAAAGAUAAGCGAUGAUAUAACGUUUGAAUUAUUUUAUCGUCACCAAAUUUUAUAUUUGUUGACUUUUGAUCUCCAAAUUUUAA
Messenger RNA from Benincasa hispida (wax gourd), 669 nucleotides. Its product is annotated as Cytochrome c oxidase biogenesis protein Cmc1-like protein. NCBI's taxonomy places the organism in Eukaryota, Viridiplantae, Streptophyta, Magnoliopsida, Cucurbitales, Cucurbitaceae. The record is from RefSeq and is a predicted model, not a curated record. Gene Ontology annotation, cellular component: mitochondrion.